AUGGUUCUCCGCAAAUUCGAGCUCGAGGGCAAGCUUGGAGAGGAAGCUCGCCUUAUCGAGAGUGGCGUUCUCAUCGAUGAAAAUCCUCUUGAUGAUACUCCCGAGUUUCAUGAGUUUCUCAUGGCCUGUCGACGUGGCGAUUUGAGAAGAUGCCAGGAACUUAUUAGUGAUGGUGUGAACAUCAAUGGCAAGGAUCGAUUCGAUUAUACGCCUCUCAUCAUUGCCAGUUUAUGUGGGCAUUAUGAACUUGUCCAAUUGCUGUUAGAAUCUGGUGCACUCGCUGAAAGAAACACCUUCCAAGGAGAACGAUGCAUCUAUAACGCCCUCAAUGACCGUAUUCGUAACCUCCUUCUCCAAUAUGACUUCUCAAAGUCUUCAGAUCCUUACGUUUACUGGUCCACUCACAUCUCAACUCUCCUCGGCCGCACAAAUCCCAAGACGACAGAUAUCACAUUGUCCUCCGGAUCUCGCUCUUUCGACCUGCACAAGUUCAUCCUUGUUGCGCGAUCCCCUUAUUUCCGCUCCAAGCUCGCUGCUGUUCCGGACACAACUACCUGGAAGCUUGCACAUACCGUUCCUGUGCAGUCAUUCCUUGUCGUGCUAAGAUAUCUUUACUUGGGCGAAGUCCCUCGCGAUAUCGCACCUGCGGGUAGUGCAGACUCUGAAGAAGACAUUCUCAAGGGGUUAGACAAAGUCAGCAAACAGCUCGAAGUCGAGUCUUUGUGGGAAGCUAUUCUUGCAGGUGGAGACAGGAGACUUGCUCGCCAGCGAUAUCAAGCCGAAGUUGAGCGAGCAAGAGGACAAUUCGAGAACUUCUUCAAGGACAAUGUUCUGGGACAUAAAAUGGUCGUCGAUACAGACCAGGUCAAGGACGUCAAGUGGAAGUACGACAACUCUAUGUUCGCCGACGUCAUCCUCCGCGCCGAUGAACCCAUUGACAUCGAGGACGAGAAGUCAGGUCAAGCAACACCCACGAAAGAUGCUCCCACCAUACCCAUUGGUCCAGCAGGGGACCAAGAUUCUGUUGUCAAGCGCAAGUCUGUUCUGUACCCUGCUCACAAAGCCAUGCUCAUCCGCAGCGAAUACUUUGAGAAGAUGUUCUCAGGCGAUUUUGUCGAGUCACAGCGCGAGGACCAUCUCCGAAUAAUCACUGUUGACUGUACACCUGCAGUUCUCGAGAUCAUUCUUACUUUCCUUUACACUGAAAAUGCCGUUUGUCCCCUCGAGCAUGCCCUUGAUCUACUUUACGCCUCGGAUAUGCUCUUCCUCGAUGGUCUUAAGAGCAAGGCCGCUCUAGCCAUCAGCACCCUCGGCAGUGGAACCUCCAACGUGUUAGUGGACCGCACCCACGGCGAGGCACAAAUGAAUGGCGACGCUGGGGAGGAGGCAGAGCAGGUUGAAAUGGAGCCCAUCAACAUCUACGACGUUAUUCACGCAGCAUGGGAUCUUCGUGUCCAGCGUCUAGAAGAGUUUGCAGCGCGGUAUCUGGCAUACCGCCUGGAGGACUACAUAGACGAGGAAGACUUCCAGGCACUUAUCGCCGAGUCGGCUCAACGUAUCACUGUGCGAGAAGAGACGGAUACUAUCGAGCUGCUGGACGAUAUUCGAUACUAUUUGGGCGAUAGAUUCAGACUGCGCUUCGAAGAUGCUGGUCUCGAGGAAAUGAUGGACGAGUCGGGAGAAAUCAUUGAUACAGAUUUGGCCGCUGCCAUGGCCCAGCAGGCGGAUCUAUCAGUAGAUGCGAAGAACGAUGUUCCUGAACAGAGCCAGAAUGGCAUACAGGCGAAUGGAAACGGAGAACCCCAAGAUGGAGAGGCGGUGCGGACGUUGGAUGGAGCCGAAGCAGAGGACGAGUUUGCUUCAGACGCCAUCAACUACCAGAUCCUGCAGCGCAAGAUCGAUGCCAUGCUCGACCGACUCAAACUUGACGCAUAA
Fusarium coffeatum is the source of this 1935-nucleotide messenger RNA. RefSeq lists its product as uncharacterized. The transcript is spliced from 3 exons. Lineage: Eukaryota; Fungi; Ascomycota; Sordariomycetes; Hypocreales; Nectriaceae. Bases 1 to 1935 code for a protein of 644 amino acids. Gene Ontology annotation, molecular function: protein binding. Gene Ontology annotation, cellular component: ubiquitin ligase complex; cytoplasm. The record is from RefSeq and is a predicted model, not a curated record.